UGUUACUAUAGCCGCUGCCCGGUUCGCCGGGGCGAUGUCGGAUACAUGGAGCUCGAUCCAGGCUCACAAGAAGCAGCUGGACUCGCUGCGGGAGCGGUUGCAGCGGAGGCGCAAGCAGGAUCCCUUGGACCUCAGGAACCCGGAGCUGGCACUCACUCCUCCCUUCCGCAGCGACAGCCCGGUGCCUUCGUCCAUCACCCCCAGCAGCGCCACGGAGCCGGGGGACCUGGUGGCUGACCCUGAGCUUGAAAAGAAACUCCUUCAUCACCUCUCAGACCUCGGGCUGGCUCUGCCCACGGAUGCCUUGUCCAUCUGCCACGCCAUUUCCACGCCCGAAGCCCCUGCCACGCAGCGGAGCGUGGAGAGCCUCCUCCAGAAGUUUGCGGCCCAGGAGCUCAUUGAGGUGAAACGGGGCCUCCUGCAGGAUGACGACGACGACCUGCCCAUGCUGGUGACCUACGCCGACCACUCCAAGCUCUCCGCCAUGAUGGGCGCCGUGGCCGAGAAGAAGGGCGCGGCGGAAGGCGCCGGGGGCGGAGGGGUGAAGAGGCGGGCGGAGCAGGACGCUGGGGCGUCUGCCUCCGUGGCCUCCCCUUCUACCUUGGCGUCUUCAGAGCCCCUCAAAGAGCCCCCCAAGAAGUCUCGGAAGCAGGCCUCGGACCUGGACCUCGAGAUCGAGAGCUUGUUAAGCCAGCAGUCCACAAAGGAGCAGCAGAGCAAGAAGGUGAGCCAGGAGAUCCUGGAGCUGCUGAACACGACGACGGCCAAGGAGCAGUCCAUUGUGGAGAAGUUCCGCUCGCGGGGCCGGGCUCAGGUGCAGGAGUUCUGCGACUACGGCACCAAGGAGGAGUGCAUGAAGGCCAACGAUGCCGAACGGCCCUGCCGAAAGCUGCACUUCCGCCGCAUCAUUAACAAGCACACGGACGAGUCGCUGGGCGACUGCUCCUUCCUCAACACCUGCUUCCACAUGGACACCUGCAAAUACGUGCACUACGAGAUCGACGCUUGCGCCGACCUGGACGCCCCCUGCGGGCGGGAGCUCAGCGCAGGCCAGGAGCUGGCGCUGCCCCAGGCGGUUGGAAGGGACUCCAGCGUCGACCGUCUCUUCCCCCCUCAGUGGAUUUGCUGUGACAUCCGCUACCUGGACGUCAGCAUCUUGGGCAAGUUCGCCGUGGUGAUGGCCGACCCGCCCUGGGACAUCCACAUGGAGCUGCCCUACGGGACGCUCACGGACGACGAGAUGAGGCGCCUCAACAUCCCCGUGCUACAGGACGACGGGUUCCUCUUUCUGUGGGUCACCGGAAGGGCCAUGGAACUGGGCCGAGAGUGCCUCAAUCUUUGGGGGUAUGAUAGGGUGGAUGAGAUCAUCUGGGUGAAAACCAACCAGCUCCAGCGCAUUAUCCGGACGGGGCGCACAGGCCACUGGCUCAACCACGGCAAGGAACACUGCUUGGUCGGGGUGAAAGGAAACCCCCAGGGGUUCAACCGGGGUCUCGACUGCGACGUCAUCGUGGCUGAGGUUCGCUCCACCAGCCACAAACCAGAUGAGAUCUACGGCAUGAUCGAGCGUCUCUCACCGGGGACCCGCAAGAUCGAGCUCUUCGGAAGACCCCACAACGUGCAGCCCAACUGGAUCACCCUCGGCAACCAGCUGGACGGAAUCCACUUGCUGGACCCAGACGUGGUGGCCCAGUUCAAGCAGCGGUACCCCGACGGCAUCAUCUCCAAGCCCAAGAACAUGUAGCGGGAGGGGAGGGGAGUGGUGGGUGAAGACACCCACAGACACCCACCCAUGCUAUGGACCAAGACUUGUCUGUUAUGGUGCAUCGUGAGUGAGAAAGGAAAGGCUAUGUAUGGCGAUCUUUAGUUUUUUAAUAAAAUGGAUUUUUUUUCCAGA
Messenger RNA from Elgaria multicarinata webbii, 1897 nucleotides. RefSeq names its product methyltransferase 3, N6-adenosine-methyltransferase complex catalytic subunit (gene METTL3). The transcript has 11 exons. Gene Ontology annotation, cellular component: RNA N6-methyladenosine methyltransferase complex; nucleus. The record is from RefSeq and is a predicted model, not a curated record. NCBI's taxonomy places the organism in Eukaryota, Metazoa, Chordata, Lepidosauria, Squamata, Anguidae. Gene Ontology annotation, molecular function: mRNA m(6)A methyltransferase activity; mRNA (2'-O-methyladenosine-N6-)-methyltransferase activity. The coding region runs from base 35 to 1744 and encodes 569 amino acids.